This is a messenger RNA of Vigna umbellata (rice bean), 1137 nucleotides long. NCBI's taxonomy places the organism in Eukaryota, Viridiplantae, Streptophyta, Magnoliopsida, Fabales, Fabaceae. The record is from RefSeq and is a predicted model, not a curated record.
AUGAAAAUACAUCCCAAAGAACUUGAACACAGGUUGGUAACGAGGAAUCAAGUGUGUGGACUGACACAAAAAUAUUUGGAGCAGUACCUACAUCAUCUAGCUGAUAAAGAAGAGUGGGAGACUUUCAUGGACGUAUUAGCCCUUACCGUGUAUGGCGUCGUUUUGUUUCCCAAAGUAGAAGGCUUUGUGGAUUAUACCGCAAUAGAUGUCUUCGUAGCAAAAAAGACAAGAUCAGAGAACCCUGUAACAGCAGUCCUCGCAGAUGUUUAUGGGACCAUGAGUUUUUGUCAUGAAAGGAACGGAAAGAAAAUUCUUUGUUGUUUGCCGGUGCUGUAUGCGUGGAUGACUGCGCGCGUGGGUAAAGGGGUAGUUGAUUGUCCGUUGAAAGGUCCGUCACACCAGAGGCUUAAAGACAGAGGAGGAAAUGAGUGGGCCCAUUUCUUUGCUGGUUUGAAUGGGGAAAAGAUAAAGUGGCGUCUUCCUUGGCUCGAGCUUAAACCCUCCAUCCAUCAUUGUGGCAGCUUUCCCAAUGUACCCCUCAUAGGUACCAGAUAUUGUGUCAACUACAACCCCGUUUUAGUCCAAAGGCAAUUCGGGCAUCCCAUAAGAGGGGCGCCUUCACCGGACUGUCUUACUACACUAUUCAUCUACUAUGAGGACGGACGUUUUGCUGAAAUGUUGAGGAAGGUCAGAAAUGCUUGGGAAAGCGUGGUGCGGGCUGAAAGGGAUUUAAGGGUUGGAGUAGUAGAUAGCAAGGUCAGUUACCACACUUGGAUUUUAGAAAGGGUAAAUGAAGUCAAACUCCCUUUCAAGACAAUCAAUGAUCAUCUGGUCAAGGAAGGGCAACCUCAGGACGUAGAGAGUGAAGAGGUGAGGCAAUUGAAAGCGGAGAUGGAAGAACUAAGAGAGAGGAAUGCCAGGUUAGAAAUCGAACUACAAAGGAUGCACAAUGAUUUUGUGAAUAUGAAGAAUGAUAAAGAGGAUAAGUCGCGAGCCUACGAAGAAAUGAUUAAAAGUCGAGAAGCUGAAAGAGGAUAUACACUCCGAUUGAAGCAGGAUCUGGCGGCCGCAAGCAAAGAACUAGCCGUGAGAAUAAAAGAGAAGAAUACAGCUUUGGAAGAAGGGAAACAGUGGUAA